AGAGACCAGAGGAGGGGGAUAUGGGAGGAGCGACGCUUUAAGGGCCAGGUGGUCGAGCCUGCGUAAAAGCGCACCAAACACACGCCAAACACUUACGAAACGAAUAGUAAGCGUCAUUAAAAAAAAAAAAAAAAAAAAGAAAAAAAAAAAAAAACUGGAGUCUUUCAGCUCCUGGCACCUCUUUGAAUGAAUAAGCAGUGUGGUAGAUGAACCUCCUGGAUCUGGACACAAAAAAGCGGAACGCGCAGUGGUUGUUGUUCGUGCGUCGUCGCGAUCCAUCGGGGAAAAAAAGUGAUACCAUUUGGUUCGGUGCAAACUGUAAAACUUUAGUGUUUUGCCGGAUCGGGUAACUUGUACAACAAGACGGCUCGCUUCAACUGCAAGAGGAGAUAUGUUCAAGAAAAGCAAGAGUAAAGUGCUGGUGGAUUAUGCGUCAGAGGAAGACGACAUGUCCUGGCACUACCAUCACUCCUACAAGGACAAAGACAUAGAUGGAGAGGAAGAGGAGGAGGAAGCUGUCAGUGCUGGAGUGUCCAAGGAGGCCAAAGUGAAGAAGAUCAUGUCCAAGAAAGAGAAGAGAGACAAGAAGAUGUUCUCCUCUAAAGAUGAUGAGCACUUCUUGUUGACUGGAGUGAAGCUGACUGACCGCAGAGGGUCUCACAAGAAAAUUAAAGAUGAUGAGAAAGAGAAGGAAAAGAAGGACAAGCCAGAGAAGGCUCACUGUUUCUGGGAGAGUGUUACCAUGACGAUGAGGCAGAUCUCCCCAGCUAAAAAACUGGAGAAGAUGGAGGGUUGGGAGCCGCCCCGCCUCGACAACUUAACCGAAACUUUAACCGACGACGUCUCGGAUGACAAGAGCCUGAAAGGAGACUCUGUGGUGCCUUUCCCUGACUCCCUAGACCUCCCGUUGGAUUUGGCCUCUUGGGCUGGCCGCGGUCUGGAGGAAGACUCCUCCCGCUACGCCAACCUGUCGGACUCCAAGGAUCCCAUGGGCGCCGUCAGGUGGACAGCCCGAGCUAAAGUGAAACUGGCCGGCAUCAGCAGGAUGAGCCGGGGGAUUGUUUCAGAAAGCACGUGGGAGGGAUUUAAAUAGUGGUAAAAGCCAGUUUACCGUCGAUCCCCCUGUUUUCUCACAUGUACCACCAAUAGAGAGGAUGAAGACCUGAACCAAAUAUCUGCUUGUGUCUGUAGUCUAGUUCGGAUGAAGCCAGCGAUAAUCAAAGUUGGCCUUGAGAUGCUUUAGUGAACCCGUGCAUGAUGAUUGUUUUACUGUAGAAGCUCUUGAAGACGACGUAUGUCUUCAUAUUUAUCAUUUGACUUUCCUGGCAGAUCUGCCACUUUGGUAAAGCAGGGUUGCCAUUUUUAUCACUGACGUAAACUGUACAUAAAAACAAAUAAAGCCUUACACUACUGUACCAUCUUAACUGUGAGAGCCACUGGGCUGGCAUUUAAAUAUUUAAUAUUGCCAAGAGAUGAGAUAAGUGAUUUUGAUAUGAUUCUAAUAGAUACUGAUAAUAGGGAAUAGCUGAACAAUAUGCAAAUUUGUGUCUAUGUGAAUGUGUCAAGCCUUAACUUAUACAUGAAUAAAGGGCUUAAGGUCUGUGUGCAGCCAUGAUGCAACUCACAAAAUAUUUGUGUGUCUGGAGGUUAUCUGUGCGGACAUUUGUUUAAGUGAUUUUUCUAGCGUUACGAAGGAUAUUUAAAAGGCAACUGAUGUUAUUCUUUAGCGAUAGCUGUAUUUGGGGGUAAUAAAUAUCAGCUUGUGUUUAAAUGGUGAACUCAACCCCUACAUUGCCACAGAAUGCUACAUGUGAUCUAUGUGAUGGUGUAAAUGAAAUUCUUCAUGUGCUGUAUCUUCUCAUGCACCCUGAAGUGCCUUGUGUCAACAGAAUGGCAUCACUUGUUUGCUGUAAAUUUGAAGUAGACCAGAUCAUCCUUUACUUACAAAUCCUGCUGCACGAGGUUUCAGACAUAUCGCAGCAUCCCUGGAUGUAAUAGUGUGUGUUAGACAGUUGAGUAACUGAACUUGAAUUUAGAAAAGCUGGUCUGUUCUUGAAUGCUGUGCUGGCGAAUAUGCGUAUUUUCACUGAUGAAAAGUAAAUUCAUUUCUACUUUUUUUUUUUUUUUUGGAUAAAAUUAAGUCAUGUCACUGAUCUUUGCUUCUCUUGUUUUUUUUUUGUUUUUUUUUAAUGUUUACUGAAUUUGUUUGAAGUGUGCUUAAUUACAGUCAGAAGUGUACACAGAUACGGGCCUGCUGCCAAGGACGUCUGUAUCCUGUAUUUAUUCACUAAAAGCUUGGGUUCCAUUUUCUCAAGCAGAAUAAAGCUCGAGUCUGGCUUCUGUCA
Molecule: messenger RNA, 2345 nt
Organism: Sphaeramia orbicularis (orbiculate cardinalfish)
Lineage: Eukaryota; Metazoa; Chordata; Actinopteri; Kurtiformes; Apogonidae
Product: testis development-related protein
Exons: 4
Coding region: 392-1093 (233 amino acids)
Biological process (GO): spermatogenesis
Cellular component (GO): nucleus; cytosol
Source: RefSeq, a predicted model, not a curated record